UAACUCUAAAUGUUCGCUGGGUUGCAAGGAAAAUAAAUAAAUUGCAAAAUAUUGCAUUUUCGCGGUUUUUGUUUGCUAUUAAUUAAUUAUUAAUAUAUAAUAAUAUUAAAAACAUAUUAAUUAUUGUCAAGCGCGUGUGCAGAAUGUGUUAAAGAGAAACAUUGGCGAAAAAUCAGCGCGCCAAUUUGUGUUUGUACCGAAUUUUGUUGCUCAUGAAAUUGUGAAGGAAAAACGUGGUAAAUAUCAUGGCCGACGACACAAAUGAGGAUAGCUGGCUAUAUGGCACCUCAAAUCCGGAUUCCACUACCAAUGAGACGGACGGCGUAACCAUAGGUAGUAAAGACCAAUUCCUAGAUAAUGCCGGGGAAAAAGCGGACUCGGCGUCAGCUGGCGCCGGUUCGGGAAGCGCCGACACGGACACGGUCAGCGAGUGUGUGCCCAAAGAAGAAGAGCCAGAGUAUACGGAAUUCGAUGAUCCGGCACAGGAAAUGGAAGAAGAUGAGGAGGCUUUGCCGGACACCACAGAGACCGGGGGCGGCAAAGCCAGAAGACGAAGCCGGAGCAAUGAGCUGAGUACGCCGCCUUUGCAAGAUCAAGAUGUGGAAAUGACGGAUGGUCCAAGCGGUGGCAUGAUUCAGGGCUCCGACGACGACGAUGACGAUGAUUCGGAUGAUGACAUCAAUGUGGUCAUAGGCGAUAUUAAAGCAGCCCCGAGUACGUACAAUAUUAAGCAGCGGCCGAAUCUAUUGGCCGGAGCCAGUGCUACCGACAAGGCCAAACCAUCGGCCCAGGGUGGUAAGUUCAGUAUUGAGGACUUCGAGGGAGCUGGCACCAUCAAUGGCGUUGCUGUCCAUGAAUUCAGCAUCGAUUCGCUAGAAGAGAAGCCUUGGCGAAAGCCGGGUGCAGAUAUUACGGAUUAUUUCAACUACGGAUUCAACGAGGAGACGUGGCGAGCCUACUGUGAGCGGCAGAAGCGAUUCCGUGUGGCAGAGAGUGGCGUGGGUCUGGCCAGUCUCACGCAGAAUGUCAAUCAGAAUGCUCCAAUUGGCAGUUUAGGUGAUCCCAAUAUGGGGAUGGCGCCGCCUGGAAUGCAGCCCGGCAUGAUGGGCGGUAUGGUUGAGGGCAUGCCCAUGCCGCCUCCUGGAAUGGCACCGCCUGGCAUGGCGCCGCCUGGUAUGAUGCAGCCACAGCAACAACAGCCGCCGCCGCGUCCCGGCAUGGGUAUGGGUAUGGGAAUGAUGCAAAGGCCACCGCGUCCCAUUUCAACCACAGGUAGCGGAAUCGGUGGCCCACCCGGCAUGGGAGGUGCGAAAGAGAAUGCCAUUCAAGUAAUGACCGCCGAGUGUCGUGAAUAUUCCCGAGGAGGUCUUGGUCCCAUGCCGCCUAAUUUCCCCCCGCCUGGUGCAGCAGAAGAGCCAUUCUUCCAUGAGCCCGAACCCUUUGAUUAUGGCUAUGAGCCCACUCAGGAAUCACAAUGGGGCAAUGAUAAUGCCCCCGGUUGGGUGCCUACAGGCAUAAAGGAGUUGACUCCAGGACAUGCUCCACAUAUGCAACAUCCACCGCCCCAAAUGAAUGUGCCGCCUCCGCAAAUGGGCGGGCCACCGCCCAGAGGUCCCAUGAUGCCGCCCAACAUGCGAAUGCCGCCUAAUAUGCCAAUGGGACCUCCACCUCCGGGUAUGAUGAUGGGAGGAAAUGGACCCCCACCACAAAUGAGAAUGAACAUGCCACCGCCUCAGAGAAUGUCACCAAUGGUAGGUAACAAUAAUAAUAGCAAUCUGCCUCCAUCAUCGCCAUCGUCGGCAUCAUCCAGCGGAGGCGGCGGUGGUGGUGGUGUCGCCUCUUCAUCCUCCUCCUCAUCAAACAACGCAGAUCGUGGAUAUGAUGAUGAGAGAGAACGACGACGUCGGGACAAGGACAAACAACUCAAAAAGGAACAGCUGCGAAAAGAUUUCAUGGAUAUGCUGCGCGAACGCCACGAAAUUGAAAGGCAUACCCGAUGGUAUGAUAUUAAAAAGAAAUUCGAGUCCGAUUCGCGUUACCGUGCCUUAGAUUCCUCCUAUCGUGAGGAAUACUUCGAGGAUUACCUGCACGUACUCAAGGAAGAGAAGCGGAAAGAGCGUGAUCAAAAGGAACGAAGCGAACGCCAUCGUGACAAGGAUCGCUCCAACCGCGACAAGGACAGAGAAAAGGACAACAAAGACAAGGAUAAGGACAAAGACAAAGAGAAGGAAUCGUCAUCGGCCUCAUCCUCGCGACGUGAUGGUCGUUCGAGGUCGCGCGAAAAAUCCAGUCGUCGCAAAUCGGCGUCACGAGAAAAGGAUCGAAGCGAACGAAGCAGUAAAACGGUAAGCGGCAGUUCAACAUCCGGCUCUACAUCGGCGUCCACAACUUCUAGCUCCUCGAGUCGCAGUGACAAGAAGAAAUCCCAUCGCAAGGAUAAAGAAGAAGACGAAUAGCAUUUACUUAGAUACUAUAUGGAAAAGAACGACGAGAAAGGUGAAGAAGUCGAAGAAGGCUGUAAAUAAACUUCCAGUCUAAAACAAAUUGAAAAACAAACAAAAAAUCAAGUUAAGCAAUGACAAAUGUGAAAAAAGUUAAUGGAACUCUUGGACAUAAUCAGUCAGUUCCUUUUUGAUAUGUUUUAAAGAUUAUCCCGAAACAAGUUUAAAUAAGUCAAACACGAAUAGCAAUAAGUUAUUAUUCAGAAUUAUGUGAAGCAAAAAGUUCAUUAAGAAACAAAUAAUUAUCUACUUUUAAAUUCCGAAUUGUACGAAACCAAGUUAGUUUCUAUGACUUAUCGAACAAUAAAACUAAGUUAAGAUAAGUAGUCCUUUCAAGGAAGAGUUUCUAUGGGUACAUAUUUUUGUAUUUUUAAUUUAAUUUUCUUUAAUUUUAAAUACAUUAUGGUAACUAAAAUUGGCUUUAUUGUUCGAAAAAUAAUCAUUGCUUUCAUUAAAAACAAAAACGAAAAAACAAA
Messenger RNA from Drosophila willistoni, 2977 nucleotides. It is a transcript of the gene Fip1, whose product is annotated as pre-mRNA 3'-end-processing factor FIP1. Gene Ontology annotation, cellular component: mRNA cleavage and polyadenylation specificity factor complex. The coding region runs from base 246 to 2456 and encodes 736 amino acids. The record is from RefSeq and is a predicted model, not a curated record. The transcript has 3 exons. Lineage: Eukaryota; Metazoa; Arthropoda; Insecta; Diptera; Drosophilidae. Gene Ontology annotation, molecular function: RNA binding.